Messenger RNA from Pundamilia nyererei, 1805 nucleotides. It is a transcript of the gene inpp5a, whose product is annotated as inositol polyphosphate-5-phosphatase A. NCBI's taxonomy places the organism in Eukaryota, Metazoa, Chordata, Actinopteri, Cichliformes, Cichlidae. The coding region runs from base 493 to 1731 and encodes 412 amino acids. Gene Ontology annotation, molecular function: inositol-polyphosphate 5-phosphatase activity. The transcript is spliced from 16 exons. The record is from RefSeq and is a predicted model, not a curated record. Gene Ontology annotation, biological process: phosphatidylinositol dephosphorylation.
GGACUCCAGCCUAUCCUCUCUAAACAGUGAAGGCAAUGGUCCUGGCAAAGCGUCCUGCCUUAGGAGGGAGACUUUUACACUGCACAAAAGCCAGGGAAACACUCGUCGCUGGAAUGAACCAGAGCCCUCCUGCACUCGCCGUGGAUUAAAACCGAAACUUUUACGAUGGCUCUGAACGUGAAAAAGUAGCGCGAGAAACAGCACGCUAAACCGCCACCGCCGCCACCACCACCAACGGACCUUCUACUGCAAAGCAACUCCUAGUAGAUGUACGGCCACUGCUGAAAAAUAUGCUCCAGCCAAGCAACCUCAACCCGGGCUCCAGUCGCAAAUUCGCAGUGUUUUAACCAGUUUCGUGAGACAUUCACGGGCCUCUUCUUCACGUUGUUGUUGUUGUUGUUGUUGUUUUUUAAAGGUUCUUACCUUUAAAGUCCGCUAUACAAGUCCACAACCCACCUGAGAGAGAGAGAGAGAAAUAAGAGAGAGAGAAUUAUGGCAGGGAAGCUGACAGCAGCGCAAGGCACAGGAAUACUGCUGGUGACAGCCAACGUUGGAUCCCUGUUCGAGGAUCUUGAAAAUCUACAGAAGACAUGGCUGAGGGAGUUUUACCAGACAGUACAGUCGCAUAAGCCUCACUUCUUGGCACUGCAUUGUCAGGAGGUGGGUGGGAAGAAUUUCGAGGAGUCCAUGUCACACGUGGAUAAUUUUGUGAAAGAGCUGUUGUCCAGCGAUGCCUUGAAGGAAUACAGCAGAGCCCGCGUCUACCUCGAUGAGAACUACAGAUCCCAGGAGCAUUUCACAGCUCUUGGAAGUUUAUACUUUAUCCACGACUCUUUGAAAAACAUCCAACAGUUUGAUUUCAAAGCCAAGAAAUUUAGAAAGGUGGUCGGGAAGGAAACCUGCUCAGAGACACUAGAAAGCACACCCACACUGGAGAAGGCGAAGUUUCCACAGGACUACUUUCCCGAGUGCAAGUGGUCCAGAAAGGGAUUCAUCAGAACUCGAUGGGCCAUGGCUGACUGUGCCUUUGAUCUGGUCAACAUCCACCUUUUCCAUGAUGCUUCCAACCUUGUGGCCUGGGAGAAAAGCCCAUCAGAGUACUCUGGGACCAGGCAGAAGGCACUGGCCUACGUUUUAGACAGGAUCACAGACCAGCGGUAUGAGAAGCUGCCAUUUUUUGUCUUCGGUGACUUUAACUUCAGGUUGGACUCUAAGAAAGUUAUUGAGAAACUCUGCUCUGAUGCCACCAUGCAGACAAUCAGAACCGACAACAAUGAAAUUCACAAGCUAGUAUUUCAAGAAACUGAUAAUGACCGAAAGGUUAUUCUUCAAAUUGAAAAGAAGCUUUUUAAUUAUGUCAACCAGGAAGUAUUCCGGGAAGACAAUGGGACCUCACUUUUAGAGUUUGAUAAAGAGCUGUCAGUGUUCAAAGAACGUCUGCAUGAACAAGAGAUCGGUUUCCCGCCAAGUUAUCCGUACAGUGAAGACAGCAGUCAGGGGAAGCAGUACAUGAAUACCAGAUGCCCCGCCUGGUGUGACCGAAUCCUGAUGUCUCCCUCUGCCAGAGACAUGUUGCUAAAGCCUGAAAAUGAAGAGAAGUCUAUAGUCUAUGAUAACAUUGGGCCCAAUGUCUGCAUGGGGGACCACAAGCCUGUCUUCCUGUCCUUCCGAAUAACAGCGGGGGCAGGUAAACCUAAUGCAAAUAAGCACAAGUGUUGUGUGGUGCAGUGAUGUCGUGGGAAGUGUUGCCAAAGGGGGGAGAACAUAUUCCGUGAAGCGCCUCUGUGAGAACACCCGAGAAACAA